This is a messenger RNA of Plasmodium relictum, 2106 nucleotides long. It is a transcript of the gene DH60, whose product is annotated as DNA helicase 60, putative. Gene Ontology annotation, molecular function: RNA helicase activity; ATP binding; RNA binding. Bases 1 to 2106 code for a protein of 701 amino acids. The record is from RefSeq and is a predicted model, not a curated record. The transcript has a single exon. NCBI's taxonomy places the organism in Eukaryota, Apicomplexa, Aconoidasida, Haemosporida, Plasmodiidae.
AUGAGAAACAUAUUGAAGCUGAAGUCAAUCAACUGUGAUGCUAAUGAGAAAUUUUUUUUUUCAAAAAAUUUUUUAUUCAUAAAAAAUAGAUCAUCAAAAUUUAAUACUUCAGGUAAAAUACUAGGAAACAAUAUAAUUAAUAAUAAUGAAAAUAUAAUAAAAAAAAGACAAUCAUUAAACAACAUAUUGAAAAAAAGUAUCUUUACGGAAAAUAAAAUUAAAAAUAAUAUUAAUGAAGAAUAUCCUAUAAAUAAAAAUUUAAAUGAUGUAAAUGAAAAUUUUGAUAAUCAUUUAAAUGAAGAUUUUGAUAAUGAUCAUAAAGAAAAUAUCACUAGUAAUGAAAAAAAAAAGGCAUUUAAUGAUGAGUCUGAUAACUUAAACAAUAAUUUCCAAAAUCAUGACAUGUUCGACGAAAAUUUGAAUAACGACGAUUUAAAUGAAAAUUUCAAAAGUUACAAAAAUUUUGAUAGAAAUGAAAUAAAAAGGAAUUAUACUGGUGAAAAUGGAUUCAUUAAUAACAAAAAUAAAAGGUAUAAUAAUUAUGAAAAGAGAAGAAAAUAUAAUAAUUCAUAUAAAGAAGAUGGCGAACAAAUAUCAAAUUAUUCUAGAAAUUUAAAUAAUUCUGAUAGGUAUUCAAGUUUAGGAAAUAAUUUAAAAGAUAUUGAAUGGAAUAAAGUAAAAGUUAAAGUAGAAAGAAAAAAUUUAUACAAUGAUAAUAAUAAUAAUUUAAAGAAUUUGUCAAAUGAAGAAUUGCAAAACGAAUUAAAAAAAAAUAAUAUAUUUGUAAAUAAAGAUUUAUUAAUCAACAAUUUCAUAACUAAAUUUUCUGAUUUAAAUUUUCAUGAAUCAAUAUUAAAUUAUUUGAAUAGUAAAUUUAAUGAGCCAACAGCCAUUCAAAAAAUUACUUGGCCAAUAGCUUUAUCAGGAAAGGAUUUAAUUGGUGUUGCUGAAACAGGAAGUGGUAAAACUCUAGCAUAUGUUUUACCAUGUCUCAUGCAUAUAUUAAAACACAAACAAGUAGAGUUAGACAAAAAAAAAUUAGAUUCGAAGGAAAAUGAGGCAGAAGAAAAAGAGGAAUAUAAUAUAUCACAAAUUAAUAAAAACAAUUUAAGUCAUGAUUUAGAAAAUGAUAUGGGAAGUGGAUAUGAGGAUAAUAAUACAUAUGGAUUAAUAUUAUUACCAACAAGAGAAUUAUGUAUGCAAGUACUAGAUGAAAUAAAAAUUUUUGAAAGAUCUUUGAAUUUAAAAAGUGUUGCAGUAUAUGGAGGAGUACCAAAAUAUUUUCAAAUUAAUAAUUUAAAAAAGGGAGCAGAUAUCAUUGUUGCUACACCAGGAAGACUCUUAGAUUUUUUAGAAAAUGGCAUAAUUAAUUUAUUAAAAAGUAUUUAUGUUGUUAUUGAUGAAGCAGAUAGAUUGCUAGAUAUGGGUUUCGAAAAACAACUAAGAAAAAUAAUGACACAAGUUAAUAAAAAUAAGCAAUUAUUAUUUUUGACGGCUACAUGGCCUGAGCAAGUCAGGAAAUUAGCAUAUGAUUUUUGCUCAUUUGAUCCAAUAAAAAUUCAAAUUGGUAAAAAUGAAUUAACAGCAAAUAAAAAUAUUGAGCAAGAUGUAAUAGUUAGUUCAUCAAUUGAUUUGAAAAAAAAGUUAUUAGAUUGGUUAAAAGAAAAUUAUGAAAAUAACAAAAUAUUAAUAUUUUGUGAUACAAAGAGAAAUUGUGAUAAUUUAUGUAGAGAAUUACGAUACCAUCAAUACAAUGCAUUAUCUAUUCAUGGUGAUAAGCAGCAAAGAGAAAGAGAUAGAAUAUUAAAUAAUUACAAAAGUGAUAGAUGUAAUAUAUUAGUUGCAACUGAUGUAGCUUCAAGAGGAUUAGAUAUUAAAAAUAUUUCUAUUGUUAUUAAUUAUGAUAUACCAAAUACUAUAGAAGAUUAUAUACAUAGAAUUGGGCGAACAGGAAGGGCAGGAAAGAAAGGAAAAUCAAUUUUAUUCUUUUCUUAUGAUUAUUACGUACCUCAAAAACUAAAGUUUGCAAAAGAACUAAUUAAAUUAUUAAAUAAAACUAGUCAGCCUGUACCUGACCAACUUAAGGAAAUCGCAUAUUCUAGAUAA